Pocillopora damicornis (cauliflower coral) is the source of this 586-nucleotide messenger RNA. RefSeq names its product anoctamin-5-like. The record is from RefSeq and is a predicted model, not a curated record. Gene Ontology annotation, molecular function: chloride channel activity. Gene Ontology annotation, cellular component: plasma membrane. Gene Ontology annotation, biological process: chloride transmembrane transport. NCBI's taxonomy places the organism in Eukaryota, Metazoa, Cnidaria, Anthozoa, Scleractinia, Pocilloporidae.
AAUUCUCUCUUGGUCACUCAUGGGAGUUAAAGCGUUAAAAUCACGAAAUGUUUGCCAGAAAUGGAGAAAGAAAGGAAGAAAGCAGAGAAAGAAAUUUUGUGCAACAUUGAAUUUAAGCACCACAGUUUCUUCCUGCUGGCCAUGAUGACCAAAUGGCCGCAGUGUGGGGCCCUGUGUCGCAAUAAUAAUUGAUGUAGCCCCUUGUUAAAGGGGCUACACAUAGCAUAAACCAUGAAUUUGGAGACAAUUUAUAAUGAUUAACACAUUAUUUUGCUGGGAAAUAUUCAUCUUUGUAGUUCGUUUUUCAGAAGUUAUCUAUCCAGUUUUAUCGUCUACAUGUACUAAUGCCCUCUUUGAUUCUCUUCAGGUGGCUUACGUUUUUGACAAUGAGUUUACUGUGGUUUUUGCCAUUUUUAUGUCGAUUUGGGCCACCAUGUUUCUUGAGUUUUGGAAGAGGCGGCAGGCAGAGAUUGCUUACGAAUGGGAUCUAUUGGGAUAUGAGGACGAAGAGGAACAACCUCGUCCCGAGUAGGAGGCAGUAGCGAUGGAGACCCGUUUGAACCCCAUCACGAAAGUGGAAGAGCCU